CGCUUUUGUGUGGGGACGGUGAGGCGCUCCGACUGUGUGUGUGCUAACAGGCUAACGACACUGUUAGCUUCGUCUCCACUCCCUUCCAGCUUUGGCGAGCUACUUCUGUUGGUUUUUUUUUUUUUAUUAAACAAUAAAAAACGGUGCUUCUGUGGAAACGCUCUGCCGGGCGACUGACUGGGUCCGUCGGAACGGACCAAGUAGUGAUUUCGUGGCUACUACUGUACUGUCCAUAACGAGCUGAGUGACGUGACUGUCGGACCACAUUCAAGUCUGUUUCAGCUGCCCUCUCACAAGCAUAGUGGAAGAACAAGAGCAGGGGCAGGAAGUCCAUGUGGUGAGAGCAAUGGACAGUACAAAUGGAAUGAGACCCCCUUGCCCUCACCCUGUGAAUGAGCUGCCAGGGAUUACCUUGGGGGCGGUUUUUAGUGUUAGCCACCCCUGCUGCCUGGGCCGCACCGCUUGAAAUGGAUCACGCGCCACGUGGUUACUGAAGACGUAGCACGGGGUGGCUAGCCGAGAGACAGAGCUUCAUCAUCGACUGUAAAUGGGAAGAGGUUUGACUGAAAACUGGAGUGGAAUGCAAUCCUCUUGAGGAGCUGGGGGGAGUGAGGUUGGGAGUGUGAGAAGCAGAUAGUUGUUUUAAGGAGGAGGACCAGAGCCUGGUGAUCCAGGGGGGGAAUCUGGACAGUGGUGAAGGAGAAAGAGGAGUGAGUGAGUCAUGGGCUGCAGGGGCCAUGGUGACCUAGCUUAAAUGGCUGUCUGUGAGGAGAGCUCAGUGCCACUGUCUGCUGCUCAACCCUCCCAUUCCUGUCCCUGCUCUGUGGUUUUGCCCGCCACUGCCCUGUUCCCACCACCCUCAACUUGGCCUGCCCGCUGCUGCCAUGGUGGGCGUCUGGAAACUGAGGCAGCUGGAGCUUCACCGCCUCAUCCUGGCGCUCAUCGUUUUCUCCCUGUUGUCUAUGGCUUUCCUGGCCUACUAUGUCAGCAGCAGCCCCAAGAUAAAGGAGGCGCCCCCCUUGCCUUUCAGUGACUGUGGGGCAGCAGCUGCUUCAUCGGGGGGACAGCGGGCGCCCCUCUUCCUGCCGCUGCAGGCUAGCAGGCGCUUCGUCAAGACAGUGGACAAUUCACGCACAGAACCUGUAGUGUUAGUCUUCGUUGAGAGCAUCUACUCGCAGUUGGGCCAAGAGAUUGUGGCCAUCCUAGAGUCUAGUCGCUUCAAGUACCGAACUGAGAUUGCCCCUGGCAAGGGGGACAUGCCCACACUUACAGAAGGUAACCGUGGUCGCUAUGCCCUCAUCAUCUAUGAGAACAUCCUCAAGUACGUCAACCUCGACGCAUGGAACCGCGAGCUCCUUGACAAGUACUGUGUGGAGUUCAGCGUGGGAAUCAUUGGCUUCUUCAAGGCCAAUGAGAACUCACUGCUCAGUGCACAACUAAAGGGCUUCCCUUUGUUCCUGUACUCAAACCUGGGCCUCAGGGACUACCGCAUCAACCCCGCCGCUCCACUGCUCUACAUCACUCAGGCCAAUGAGGUGGAACGGGGCCCUCUGCCAGGGGAUGACUGGACCGUUUUCCAGUCCAACCAUAGUACCUACGAGCCAGUGCUUCUGGCCAGCACACGGACCUCGGACGCACUUUCCCAUCUUGGCUCCCAUCUGGGCUCCCAGCGUGUGGCACAUGCCACUGUUGUGCAGGAUCUUGGUCUUCAUGAUGGCAUCCAAAGGGUGCUCUUUGGCAACAACCUCUCCUUCUGGUUGCACAAGCUAAUCUUUGUAGAUGCCAUUGCUUAUCUGACAGGCAAGCGUCUCUGCCUGUCACUGGAGCGCUACCUGCUGGUGGAUGUGGAUGACAUUUUUGUGGGCAAAGAAGGCACCCGCAUGAAGGUUUCAGACGUGGAAGCUCUGCUUAACACUCAGAAUAGACUUCGAACCCUGGUCCCCAACUUCACCUUCAAUCUGGGCUUUUCUGGAAAGUUCUACCAUACAGGGACUGAUGAGGAGGACCGCGGCGAUGACAUGCUGUUGCAGCACAGGAAGGAGUUCUGGUGGUUCCCCCACAUGUGGAGCCACAUGCAGCCCCACCUGUUCCACAACGUUACCGUGCUGGCCGAGCAGAUGCGUCUGAACAUGCUGUUCGCCAAGGAGCAUGGGAUUCCCACAGAUAUGGGCUACGCCGUGGCACCCCACCAUUCAGGGGUGUAUCCUGUGCACAGCCAGCUGUAUGAGGCCUGGAAGGCAGUCUGGGGGAUCCGGGUGACCAGCACAGAGGAGUACCCCCACCUGCGUCCUGCCCGCUACCGCCGUGGAUUCAUCCACAGUAGCAUCAUGGUUCUACCCAGACAGACGUGUGGUCUCUUCACUCACACCAUCUUCUACAACGAGUAUCCAGGGGGAUCCAAGGAGUUGGACAAGAGCAUCCGCGGUGGAGAGCUUUUCCUAACGGUGCUGUUGAACCCGAUCAGCAUCUUCAUGACUCACCUGUCGAACUAUGGCAAUGACCGGCUAGGCCUAUACACCUUUGAGUCCCUGGUGAAGUUUGUGCAGUGCUGGACAAACCUGCGGCUGCAAACGCUGCCUCCAGUGCAGCUGGCUGAGAAGUACUUCCACAUCUUCCCUGAAGAGAGAGACCCCUUGUGGCAGAAUCCUUGCCACGACAAGAGACACAAAGACAUCUGGUCUAAAGAGAAGACCUGUGACCGGUUACCAAAGUUUCUGGUCAUUGGUCCACAGAAAACAGGUACCACAGCACUACAUUCGUUCCUUAGCCUACAUCCUGCUGUUACUGCCAAUUUCCAAAGCCCUGUCACUUUUGAGGAGAUACAGUUCUUCAACGGACCCAACUAUCAUAACGGCAUCGACUGGUACAUGGACUUCUUUCCCUUCCCCUCCAAUGCCAGCACAGACUUCAUGUUUGAGAAGAGUGCCAACUACUUUGACACGGAGGUGGCUCCCAAACGAGCAGCCGCCCUGCUGCCCCGAGCCAAGAUCCUGGCAGUGCUCAUCAACCCAGCUGACCGGGCAUACUCCUGGUACCAGCACCAGCGGGCCCAUCAAGACCCCGCAGCCCUCAACUAUACCUUCCACCAGGUAGUGACAGCUGGGCCCACAUCCUCACCCGAGCUCCUGACCCUGCAGCGCCGGAGCCUGGUGCCAGGGGCCUACGCUACACACUUAGAGCGCUGGCUUCGCUACUACCAGCCCACCCAGCUGUUUAUAGUGGAUGGAGCCCAGCUGCGCUCCAACCCUGUGCAAGUUAUGGAUGGUGUCCAGAGGUUCCUGGGUGUCACCCCCAUCUUCAACUAUACCCAGGCGCUGAUGUUUGAUGAAAGCAAAGGCUUCUGGUGCCAGAAAACGGAGGGCAGUCGCCCCAAAUGCCUGGGGAAGAGCAAGGGCAGGAAGUACCCAGAGAUGGGCACAGAGACGCGCUCCUUCCUGACAGAGUACUAUCGUGAACACAACAUGGAGCUUCUGAAGCUGCUGAAUCGGUUGGGGCAAGCACUGCCAUCCUGGCUCAGGGAGGAGAUCCAGAACACAAGCUGGAGCUGAGUGGAACCUCUACUAGGAGUCUCACUGGGAGGAUGGAGACUGGGGGCCAGGAGCUAGCACACUCCCGAGCUCAAAUUGCCACCAGAGUCCAUGAACCUCCUCUUGUUUCGCUGGAGAGGAGCAGCAUGGGAGCUGACGUAGCUUUGCAGCAGCAAGGGAUAAAGCGGGCCUGCCGGACAUACGUACACAUGCAGUAUAUUUUUCCACAUUUGGAGUUGGCACUGCACUGGCUCAGUUUGGACUUUGUGCUCUGUGAUUGGGUUGUAAGCAAAAUAACCCCUAGCCCCCCACCACCACCACAAAGACUUAAGCAGGCAGGAAACACUACAGGUUGGCAACACAGAAUGGAGGCAUGAGCCUCAUCAUGCAUUUAUUGUGAAGAACAAUUGUAAAACAUUGUACAUUUUUGAAUCUGUUGUAUAUUUUGGGUUUGUCUCUGAGGACAGAACAGAUAUGGACUAAGAGGAAGGCCUGCGAACUGAAGUCAAAAGUAAAGCAGCCUGUGAGCUCUUCCUCAUUCUACUCCUCCUGUCCAUUCAAGGAGAGCCUCUGAUGAGCAUUGCUAUAGCUCUGCCCCCCCCCGUGGACGUUCUCUGCUGGCCACUCUCUCUGGGACCAGACCACUCUACAGAUGCGCACACAUAUCUACAGACAAUCAAACGUUUAAAUAGAGCCUUGCAUGCUCACUGAGUGGGGCAGGAAACAAGGUGGAGAUGUAUUUCCACCCUCAAGGACAUGAACUGUAUGGGAGUCACUGUGAAGCUGUGGUGAGACUUUCAAAAACAAGGAGCUGCUCUUUUUUGUGUAUUUUGUAAAAACGGUCUUAAAAAAAAAAAAACAAAAAAAAGAAAG
Messenger RNA from Scleropages formosus (Asian bonytongue), 4400 nucleotides. It is a transcript of the gene ndst2a, whose product is annotated as N-deacetylase/N-sulfotransferase (heparan glucosaminyl) 2a. Bases 885 to 3548 code for a protein of 887 amino acids. Gene Ontology annotation, cellular component: Golgi apparatus. Gene Ontology annotation, molecular function: deacetylase activity; heparan sulfate N-sulfotransferase activity; hydrolase activity. NCBI's taxonomy places the organism in Eukaryota, Metazoa, Chordata, Actinopteri, Osteoglossiformes, Osteoglossidae. The record is from RefSeq and is a predicted model, not a curated record. The transcript is spliced from 16 exons.